Messenger RNA from Chondrus crispus (carragheen), 1443 nucleotides. RefSeq lists its product as hypothetical. Gene Ontology annotation, molecular function: long-chain-alcohol O-fatty-acyltransferase activity; diacylglycerol O-acyltransferase activity. The transcript has a single exon. Gene Ontology annotation, cellular component: plasma membrane. The coding region runs from base 1 to 1443 and encodes 480 amino acids. Lineage: Eukaryota; Rhodophyta; Florideophyceae; Gigartinales; Gigartinaceae. The record is from RefSeq and is a predicted model, not a curated record. Gene Ontology annotation, biological process: triglyceride biosynthetic process.
AUGGCAGACGAGUCUGUACCAGACAACCCUGUGGUAAUAACAACGUGCAUUGCUCUAGAACGCAACGUGAAUGUGACUUGGUUGAAGGAGGUUGUCUUGCCCCGAAUCCUUAAGCAUCCGCGUUUUAGCAGCGUAGUCAUUGAAGGAAAGGAGGGCAAACUACGUUUUGAAUCCGUUCCAGACUUCGUUCCCCAGAAUGAAAAGUUGAUGAUGCACCAGUUUGAUGUCCAGCACGUUGGUGGGGAGGACAAAAGCAAUAGGGAGCGUGAAAAAAUCUUCCAAGACAGACUCUCUGAGCUCAUGACUACACCAUUGGAUAGGGAGAGGCCCCUGUGGAAAGUUACGCUUUUCCCGCAAUGGUCAAUUGUUGAUCAUGAUGAAAGCGUGGAAAAAGAGUGUUGUAUGGUCGUCGUUCGUGUUCAUCAUUCCAUUUCUGAUGGCAUAGGACUUGUAAAGUACUUUACCUCCGAAAUCAUCGAUAAGACAUCCCAGGAGGAGCAAUCGCGAUUGCUAGUCGUUCCUGAAAGACAAUUUAAAAAGCUUCGCAACCAAGUCCACUCAUCCAACCCAGAAAAACAGCAGGUCUCACCGACACCAGCCGUGACGGAACAAAGGCAUACGACGAGAAACAUGCGAAUAUGCGUUCCGGAGCCGGGUUUGCUUCAACGCGGAUGGGAAUUUGUGGAAGAUGUUUACCUCUCGUCCGUGCGCAUGCUUUUCACAGACCCAGUCAGUGUCUUCACGAGAUCGACCAUACAGAGAGAAAAGGUCUGUGCCCUCAUGCCGCCUUCCAGUUUCACAGUUCAAAUGCUGAAAAACGCAUCUCGUGUAUUUGGUGUAACCAUUAAUGACUUGCUCUACACCGCUGUUGCGGGAGCGUCGAGGCUAUAUUUGAAGGAACACGGAGAUAAUCCAGAUGAACUGAAGCAUCUCAGGUGUGCAAUUCCCUUCAAUGAGCACGCGCUGGAUUCCUUCUCCUUGAGCGACGUUUCGAACGUUUUUGCCAUAAUUGCAUUGAAUCUUCACGUCGACGAAGAGGAUCGAAUGAAACGAUUUGAAGUGUGUGUCCGCACUCUUCGAAGGGCGAAGAGAAGCAAUCAACUUGUGCUACUCAUGGGCCUCAUCCAACUUGUUGCCCGUAUGCCCCGCUUUCCCAGAAAAGCCUUCUGGAGGUAUUUGACACGGGCCACUUCCCUUCUCUUUACCAAUGUUCCGGGGCCGAGAGAAGCGGUGCAUAUAGGGGGCGUGAAGGUCUCAUCGCUGCACUUCUUUGCGCCAGCCGAUGGACACGCUGGUGUUGUCUUAGGCAUGUUUUCGUACAUGGACAAAAUCGCGAUGGGAGUAGCAGGUGACAAAGGCCGUAUUAGUAAUCCGCAGCGCUUCGUCGAGUUGCUUAGCUCGGAAAUACAACUGCUUCUUGACAUAAGCAAAGCGGUCAACUAG